AGCUCCCUCCCUCCCAGGCGGAUGCACCUCCGGGCAACGCUCAAGCAGAAAUCGUUGAGCCGGUACAAAAACCGGUAGCAGAAGCUCCCAAACCACCCAAAAUAGAAGAGAUUCCUCAGCGGAUUACCAGGAACCGGGCUCAGAUGCUCGCCAACCAAAACAAGCAGAACGCCGCCGCUUCGGAGAAGGAAUUCCCACCCGUUUCCGCGCCUGCCACCCGUGCCAAAGGCCGUGUGACGGAGGAGGACGAUUCCCAGGCCCAGCACCCGCGCAAGCGCCGGUUCCAGCGCUCCAACCAGCAGCUGCAGCAGCAGAUCAACACGUCUACCCAGCAGACGAGGGAGAUGAUACAGCAAACCCUGGCAGCUAUCGUAGAUGCUAUAAAACUGGACGACAUUGAACCUUACCACAGCGACAGGUCCAACCCCUACUUCGAGUACCUCCAGAUCAGGAAAAAGAUCGAAGAGAAGCGGAAAAUCCUCUGCUACAUCACUCCCCAAGCUCCACAGUGCUACGCUGAGUACGUCACCUACACAGGCUCCUACCUGUUGGAUGGCAAACCCCUGAGCAAGCUCCAUAUUCCAGUGAUCGCCCCGCCACCGUCGCUCGCCGAGCCUCUGAAGGAGCUCUUCAAGCAGCAGGAAGCCGUCCGGGGGAAGCUGCGGCUCCAGCACAGCAUAGAGCGGGAGAAGCUCAUCGUCUCCUGCGAGCAGGAGAUUCUGAGAGUUCAUUGUCGGGCAGCAAGGACGAUUGCCAACCAGGCG
Molecule: messenger RNA, 764 nt
Organism: Eurypyga helias (sunbittern)
Lineage: Eukaryota; Metazoa; Chordata; Aves; Eurypygiformes; Eurypygidae
Product: ankyrin repeat domain-containing protein 11-like
Exons: 3
Biological process (GO): anatomical structure morphogenesis
Cellular component (GO): nucleus
Source: RefSeq, a predicted model, not a curated record